Messenger RNA from Zingiber officinale, 2469 nucleotides. RefSeq lists its product as uncharacterized. Lineage: Eukaryota; Viridiplantae; Streptophyta; Magnoliopsida; Zingiberales; Zingiberaceae. The record is from RefSeq and is a predicted model, not a curated record. The transcript is spliced from 6 exons. Bases 1 to 2469 code for a protein of 822 amino acids.
AUGGCUACGCCACGUGGCAGUCUUGAGUAUCGGGUGGGAAUCCUAUAUUUUUUACGUUAUGCAUUUGGUGAUGCGGCUCCAGAUGUCACGAGACCAUGUCCUUGUUGCAAAUGCAUAAAUUCAUUGAGUCAUGAUCGUGAGACAGUACACGAACAUCUGAUGAUAAAUGGUAUCUUACAAGAUUAUCGCAUUUGGAAUUUUCAUGGAGAAAAACUAAUUAUACAAGAUCAUGAUAACAAAGAACUUCAUUAUUCAGUGCAACAAGUUUCUGAAGUAACUAGCCAUGAACCGAUGGUACAAGAAAUGUUGCAUGAUGCAUUUGGAAUUCAUGAAGGAUCUACAAGUAAUGAAAAUUACAUUGGAGCAUCAACAAGUCAUACACCGAUGGAGUCUAAUGUUAAAGAUUUCUAUCGACUAAUUGAGGAAGGGAAACAACAGCUAUAUACCGGAUGCAUAGAGUUUUCUAAACUGUCGUUCCUUGUUGAGUUAUUUCAACUAAAAGUGAAUGGAAAAUGGAGUGAUAAGUCAUUUACAGCAUUGUUGGACUUCCUUCGUCGAGUACUUCCAUCUGAAGCUCAAGUGCCUAAGUCGUUUUAUGAAGCAAAGAAAUUAAUUUCUAGUUUAGGACUUCAUUAUGAAAAAAUACAUGCUUGUCCAAAUGAUUGCAUGAUUUAUUGGGGAGAAAAUGAGAAUGAACAGGCUUACAAAGUGUGUAACCUUCCAAGAUGGAAAAAUUUGCAGAAAUCAUCAAGGAGAUCAUAUAAAGGUGGAAAAAAACGUCUCGAGGUUAAAAUUUCAGCCAAAGUCUUUUGGUAUUUUCCAUUGAAACCAAGAUUGCAACGGUUAUUCAUGUCAUCUAAGACGUUUGAAAAUAUGCAGUGGCAUUUCAAAAAACGUGUUUCAGAUGGAAAUCUAAGGCAUCCAGCUGAUUCUCGAGCAUGGAAGGAAUUUGAUGAACGUCAUUAUGAAUUUGCGUCUGAUCCUAGAAACGUACGCUUGGGACUCACCGCUGAUGGGUUUAAUCCAUUUAAAAAUCAAAGCACUUCACAUAGUACUUGGCCUAUUGUCCUGAUGCCUUAUAAUUUGCCGCCUUGGGAAUGCAUGAAGCCUUAUUCUAUUAUUUUAUCCACCCUUAUUCCAGGUCCAAAAGAACCUGGCAAUGAUAUUGAUAUAUAUUUGCGCCCCCUAUUGACUCAAUUGAAAGAUUUAUGGGAAAAUGGAAUUGCCACAUUUGAUGCUUUUAGUGAUUUUCCUGGUUUGGGUUGUUUGUCUGGAUGGAAUACAUAUGCCAAGAAUGCAUGCCCGACUUGUGUUGAUAAUACAAAUGCAGUGUACCUAAAACAUGGCAAAAAGUGGUCAUUCAGAGGGCAUCAUCGUUUUCUACCACCAGAUUCAGAAAUGCGAACAAUGCCAAGUUAUGGCAAACUAGAGCUACGUGAGUUAGAUUUGGCACCAUUGUUGGGAUCUGAUGUUCUACGAAUGACCUUAAACAAGAAUGUGAUUUUUGGUAAGAGUAAUGCAUCAAAACCAAAUGUGAGAAUAAAAACAAGAUCAAUUGAACAGAUGUGGAGAAAACAAAGCAUAUUUUUUAGCCUUCCAUAUUGGGAAUUUAAUUUGAUCCGACAUAAUUUGGACCCUAUGCAUAUUGAAAAAAAUGUUUGCGACAACAUUGUUGGAACACUUUUAGAUGAUGCUAACAAGAGCAAAGAUAAUUACGCAGCACGUAAAGAUUUAAAGAAUUUGGGUAUUAUGAAACAAUUAUGGCCUCGGGCACAAUCAGAUGGUAGAGAGUAUUUGCCACCUGCAUGUUACGCUAUGUCUAAAGAUGAUAAAAAGAUAUUUUGUUCUGUAUUAAAAGAUAUUCGUGUUCCUGAUGAUGGUAACAGCUCAUUAAACAAUCCUGGAACACGACAUAAAGAGACACCAAAUGAUGAGUUUCCCACACUACCGAUGUUUCCACAUAUAGGGCGACCAACAAAAGGGCUUCAAGUAGUUACCUUGGAUGACAAAACUCUGACUCAAGCUCAUAGAUAUAUUCUCUCUAAUUGUACAGUGUUGCAACCAUAUCGUGAUGAAAUAAAAAAUGAACUGAAGAGAAGACAUAGAUAUGGCCAACGCCCAAGUAAUUCUCAGUUGGAUGACAUGGUUAGAAUGCAAUUUCCAGAAUGGUUUGCAAGACGAGUUGAUCGAGUAAAUGAACGAAUCGAUGACUUAGAUCUUAGGGUGCUUUCGCGUGGUCCAAAUCCAGUAGCAUUUAGUUAUCAUGGGUUCAAUAUAAAUGGGUUUGCAUUUCGCACGGUGGAAUCUGAAAAAAAACAAAAAGGUUUCAAAAUUGAUCUAUUUGGAUUUUCAAUGCUAAAUUUUUCACGCUUGAUACAUACAGGAGGACGUGAGGAACAUGAACCUUUUAUUUUGGCUACGCAAGCUCAAAUGGUUUAUUAUGUUCGUGAUCCAAAGGAGGAGGAUUGA